UCCUGUGGGGGGAGGAGGAAGAAACCUAGGUCUUGCUCCCCCGAGGACUUCAGAGGCUAUUUUCUCUCUACUUGGGAGUCUCCGACUCAGCUACUACCUUUGACUCAUUUACUGACCUAAAUUAAGUCAUUAAUAGGCAUGUACCAUCUGCCGGACACAAUGCAGGGAAUUGCGGCGAACCUGACCGACCCGGCAGGCAUCUCCCACCUGGACCCUGACCACCUGGAGGGCUAAGAGUCUAUGUUUUGGAUAAUAGAUGAGAAUGUACGUGAAUGAAUGUCUAUUCAGAAAUGAACGCUGUAAAGGAAUGAACAGGGCAGAGGAGAAAAUGGGGGCUGGUGCCCUUGAAGAUGAAAGAAUGAAAAUCUUGGGAGUUGGGAACAGAUCUUGCCUUCUUGUCCUGGAACCAGUCUAUAAGGCACAGAGGCUAGGCCUACCCUUACAGGGCCAGAAAGGGGGUGGCCAGGAUAGUAGAAUCUCUGAAAGUUAUCAAACUGGGCCAUGUUGAAGGUUUUUGGGCUAUGUUGAAGGGUUUUGAAUUUUAUCCUACAGGUGAUUGGAAACUAUUGAAGGAUUUUAAGAGAAAACAUUUGCAUUAUAACAAGACAGCGCCUUCUCUGCCUCGCCAUCUUUGGUGGAAAAUGUUUUAAAGUACACAACAAGCCAGAUGAGAAAACCAAGAAGUGGACUAGGUGGAUACAUUUGCUCAGCCUAACGUUUGGUUAAGACUGCGUGGAGAGCCAGAUUUUGCAACCACAACCGCAAGCGCUUGUAUGGCGCAGGGUGGCUGAGAAGAUGGCGAACAUUUACAGCUCGGACUGCGAGUCCACAACGCGUACGCUCUUGCGGCAUGUGCUAGACACAGCCGACUCUUGCACCCCGCGGCGACGCCGGAGUGCUCGGAUUAGUGCCCAGAGAGCCCUGCUUGAAACACCUUCCCCCAAGAGGUGGAGUAGCCAAACAAAGACAACUGCCAGGGAGCGUUCUCAUGGAGCCAGAUCUACUGGCAGAUUGGCUCGUGGUCAAGCUGGUGGGCACCUGGAGGAACAGACUCCCCGGACUCUGCUGAAGAACAUCCUACUAACUGCCCCAGAAUCUUCUAUUGUGAUGCCAGAGAGAGUGGUGAAGCCAGCACCAGCACCCCAAGUGGCCCAGCCCUCCAGACAGGAAAGCAGUAGGGGCAGCCUAGAACUUCAACUUCCUGAGCUUGAGCCUCCCCCAGCCCUGGCUCCAGUUCUGCUGGCCUCUGGCAGGAGGAAACAGAGGCUGAGGUUGUCAGUGUUUCAGCAGCAAGUGGACCGGGGACCCCAGAGACUGCCUCUCUCCCAAGAGCCUCCUGGGAAUCCUGAUGCCUCGUCCCUCACCAGCUCCCUCAGUCUGACCUUUGCUACACCUCUUCAGCCAGAGUCAGUGAGGAGACCUGGGUUGGCCCGAAGACCUCCCACCCGCCGCGCUGUAGAUAUGGGUGCCCUUUUGCAGGAUCUGCAAGAUAAUUCCCUGGCCUCAGUUCCUCUAGGUGACAGCCUCAGAACUCCUGUUGCUACUCAGCCAACAGACACUGUGUUAGAGGAUACCCAGCCUUUCUCACAGCCCUUGGUUGGCCACUCCCUCAAUGUGCAUCACUCCCUGCCAUGUCCUUACCCUGGGCCUGAAGGUACUGAGAAGGCUGUGCGUCACAGGACACAGAGCAGCAUGCCUGGGCUGCAGAACCACAUGAGUGAGGCUGGCUUUGCUACUCCAUCUUUACCCUUUUUGGAGCUACAGCCUGGGCCUCCUGCUCCUUCAGAGGUGACAAAAGCAAAGAGAUCCCAGAGGGCUCUGGAGCCUGAGGACCCAGAAGGAUCUUCAGGGGAUGAGGACAUCUCUGACAGGCCAGCAAGCCCAGAAUCGGUCUCCAACGUCCCUGAGUUUCUUCAGGCCAAACAACUGGAUCAGUUUCUUGAGCCAGCCCCAUCACCUGAUGUUGCAGUCUUGUCUUCAGAGCCUCCAGAGCCUGUGUUGGCCAGACUUCCCUCCAGGCCCCGAACUGGUGGUCCUAGACCCCGUCAAGAUCCCCAUAAGGCUGGACUGAGCUACUAUACAAAACUCUUCAGCUUCUAUGCUAAGAUGCCUAUGGAAAGGAAGGCUCUUGAGAUGGUGGAGAAGUGCCUGGAUAAGUACUUGGAGCACCUUUGCAAUGACCUGGAGGUAUUUGCUGCUCAUGCGGGCCGCAAGACUGUGAAGCCAGAGGACCUGGAGCUGUUGAUGCGACGGCAGGGCCUGAUCACUGACCAAGUGUCAUUGCACGUGCUUGUGGAGCGGCACCUGCCCCUGGAGUACCGGCAGCUGCUCAUCCCCUGUGCGUUCAGUGGCAAUUCUGUCUUCCCUGCCCAGUAGUGGCCAGGCCUCAAUGCUUUCCAUCUCCCCACCUGGGACCUCUUGGCCCUGCCUAAUCCUUCAAGUCUUGUCCUCAUUUCCUAUCAUCAAUAAAGUGUCACAUGACAAGAA
Messenger RNA from Heterocephalus glaber (naked mole-rat), 2487 nucleotides. The record is from RefSeq and is a predicted model, not a curated record. Lineage: Eukaryota; Metazoa; Chordata; Mammalia; Rodentia; Bathyergidae.